Messenger RNA from Rhineura floridana, 1085 nucleotides. Its product is annotated as epididymal secretory protein 4-like. Bases 330 to 782 code for a protein of 150 amino acids. Gene Ontology annotation, molecular function: small molecule binding. The transcript has 6 exons. The record is from RefSeq and is a predicted model, not a curated record. Lineage: Eukaryota; Metazoa; Chordata; Lepidosauria; Squamata; Rhineuridae.
GCUGUUCCGAAUAGAGUCAUCUAGCACAUUUCUGUCAAGUAUGAAUUCAUCAUGAGAGGAUUGUCCAAUAAUUUGAGCUAAUUCCUGGGCUAAAUUACAAGCUUCCUCUUCUUCUGUUAAUAAUACACAAGGAGAGAGGGAAAUUGGCCAAUUAUGGCCAGGAGGUACAGCUGAAGGCUCUGACCUUGGAGUAUUUGCAGAAUUAGCGUCUUUCUUUAAGCAGCAAAAGUUUGUUAUUUUCAUCUGCUUUGGCUGUUUUGCUGGAGCUGAGCCCAGAUUCGAAACAUCCGCUGGUGUAAGGCCCAACUUUUUAUAGCUUUCUCUGAUUCAUGCUAAGAGCAUAUGAGAAAACCACCACUAGGAUGAUUGUCGUGCUGCUGUUGAUGCUUGGACUGUCCUCUGCCUACAUGUUCACAGUUGCUGGACACAUCCCUGUGCAGUCAGACUUUGACCCCUGGAAGGCUGCAGGGCUCUGGCACCCCAUCGCAAUGGUUACUGAUAUAGAUCAGGUACCUGAGAUAGAGGAGGUGAGAGUGCAGACGGACUCCAAGUUGAUACCUGUAUCUGAUGGAGAUUUCAAACUCAACUCUUAUAUCAAGGUGGCUGGUGACUGCAGGCCUUAUAACCGUUUGUUGAGACGCACUGAGAAACCCGGGGUAUUCACCAGCCAGCACGGGAACCAACUUCGCGUUAUGGCUGUUGAUUAUGAGGACUACAUCAUUGUACAUGCAGAGAUAGAAACUCAUAUAGCAAUGUAUCUGUCUGAACAAUGCACUCCGUGAGCUGAUUAAUUUCGAAUACAUAGAAAUGGCAUUUUUUUAGCAUUCUAUUUUUUUAAAAACAAAAGCUGGUGCAUAAUCAGAACUAUCAGUAAUUUUUACAGUAUGCAGAUGAUUGUGAAGAGUCUGGAGGAAUGUCUUUCACUCAUUUACAUCACCCAAAUGAAAAAAAGAUGGAAACAAAUUAGACAUCAGAAUUUAACACUCAGAUAGCAGCAGAGGAGUGUCUUAAACCUCCCUCGGUAUCCUGUAACUGCCUUUCUGUAUGUCAACAGCUAUUGCUACAAUAAAAACAGAUAAAUUCUU